This is a messenger RNA of Venustampulla echinocandica, 2469 nucleotides long. RefSeq lists its product as uncharacterized. Lineage: Eukaryota; Fungi; Ascomycota; Leotiomycetes; Helotiales; Pleuroascaceae. The transcript is spliced from 3 exons. Gene Ontology annotation, molecular function: glucan endo-1,3-beta-D-glucosidase activity; endo-1,3(4)-beta-glucanase activity. Gene Ontology annotation, cellular component: cell surface. The record is from RefSeq and is a predicted model, not a curated record. The coding region runs from base 1 to 2469 and encodes 822 amino acids.
AUGCAGUCACUCAUAUGGCUCGUGGUAUUGAGAGCACUCGAAGUGCAUGCUAGGCCUUAUUCGGAGGCUUCGGCACUCAAGGGAAGGGGGAUAUUUAUUCCUGUCACAUCUUCAGUGGUGCCCAGCGUCUCAGUGAGCACAUCUACCAACGGCGCUGCAUCGGCUCAGAUCCUUCCAACCCCCAGCGCUGUCAGACCAGACACCAUCGGAGUCGUUUUUACAAGCCUAAAAACAGAUGGACUGCCAACUGUCCAACCAUUGAUUUGCACCUCGAUUGCUACCCCUAUCUCAAGACUUUUGGUAACUGGACCAGUAAUGCCCAUUUUCAACAAAGUCCAAGCAGAUACUGCUUCAAGCAAUAUUUUCCAACCUAUUGCUACGGAUAGCCCACCUUCUCAAAUCGGCAGUCGGCCAGAUCACCCCGUGGCGAGACUCGGUAUCAAACCUCAGACCUCGCCUCUUGGAACAAACAAAUUCUAUGCCAACUUCUUCCUGGGCAGUCAGUCAUCUUCGUCAUGGACCCAUCCUUACUCUCUGGCGUGGUCCAAGGGUGGAGGAACUUCAAAGAGCUGGGGAAUGUCAGUCGCACAUAUCAAUGAUAAUCAGAAGGUUUUUGGGCCCAACGCUACUGCCAAUCCACCGCAAUACUUCAUCAAUCCUAUUGGUAUCCAGUCACUAGUCCUCUCCGCUUUGGAACUUGGGAACUCUACGCAACUCAGCACCGACUCCUUGACCGCGUUUUCUGCGAAUGUAAAUCUGAUUCCUAGCUCUGGAGCUUCCCCAGCUAUCACAUUUCCGUUGGUCCAAGGGAUGGGGUUCGUUACCGCUAUAUACAACGGUGGAACUCCUGUAUUGCAAUCCGGAAUACUUUUUCGCUCAGUUACCAAGUCAACUACAUCGAUUAAACCAGGCAUCACGAAGUUUACGAUUGUGCUUGAGGAUGGGAAGAAAUGGUUACUUUACGCACAAGGUUCCGGGCUCGAUCUUACUGUUGUCAACAAUGGCUUGGUGCAGGCGACCUCUACUUUUAAAGGCACUGUUCAAAUUGCAAAGGACCCCGGAGAAGCUGAAGGGCUAUACGACGCUGCUUGUGGGGCUUAUCCAACGACAACAGAGUUAUCCGGAAAUGUGGACGGCGCAAAAGGAUCUUACACAUUUUCCUUCACCAAGGGCGGUUUACAAAAUACGACUCUAUUGAUGUUUGCUCUCCCUCACCAUGUGGCAUCGUUCUCACCCGCAACUCAAUCCUCCGUUACCAAAGUGCAGCUUACCACAACUACCAAGGGAAAAACUACUGCUGUAAUUGCUGAUAGUUGGAUCCUAGACGAAAACUUACCUAUAGGAAUCGGCUUUGCACCAUGGAAUCCCGCAACCGUUAAAGAUACGGCAUUUUCUGGGUCUACAGCUGGCGCGAUUCGGGAUGUUGCAAAGGUUGAGGUCGCUCAAAACAUGAGUGAACAGAGCAACCUUAACUCGAUGUACUACAGUGGUAAGGCUUUGGCAAAAUUUGCCGGUAUUAUAUACACUCUCAAUGACCUCACGGGAGACACGGGGUUAGCUCAAGCUGGCCUCAAGAACCUGAAGGUGGCCUUUGACGUCUUUACGACCAAUAAACAACAGUAUCCGCUGGUCCAUGAAACUGCCUGGGGCGGCGUUGUCUCUACAGCUUCGUACGUCACCGGGGACUCGGGGGUUGACUUCGGCAACACGUAUUAUAACGAUCAUCACUUCCAUUAUGGUUACUUCAUCUACGCUGCAGCUAUUAUCGGGCAUCUAGAUAACACCUGGCUCACGGCUAACAAAGCCUGGGUUAAUACUCUAGUCCGCGAUAUCGCCAACCCCACCACACAAGACCCCCAUUUCCCCGUCUACCGCAAUUUCGACUGGUAUCACGGACACAGCUUCGCUCAUGGCCUCUAUGAAACAGCCGACGGACGCGAUGAAGAAUCCUCCUCCGAAGAUACCAUGUCCGCCUACGCACUCAAGAUGUGGGGACAGGUAACCGGGGAUGCUAACAUGGAGGCGAGAGGCAACUUACAGCUAGCAAUCACAGCCAGGUCUCUACAGAGCUACUUCCUCUACGAGAGCAACAAUACCAUACAGCCCGCGAACUUCAUCGGAAAUAAAGUCUCUGGCAUCCUGUUUGAGAAUAAAAUCGACCAUACCACGUACUUUGGUGCAAACCCUGAAUACAUCCAAGGAAUUCAUAUGCUUCCGUUGCUCCCUCCUAGCGCCCUGACACGCACAGCGAACUUUGUUAAGGAGGAGUGGGAUGUAUACUUUUCCAAUGGGAGGGCUGAAAAAGUCACUGGCGGAUGGAAGGGAGUGUUGUAUGCGAAUCUGGCGCUUACAGAUCCUAAGGGAAGUUGGAAUUUCUUUUCUCAGGGUAAUUUUGAUGGUAGCUGGUUGGAUGGCGGUGCUAGUAGGACGUGGUAUAUGGCCAUGGCUGCGGGGUUGGGUGGGCUCUAG